GUAAGGUCAUGAUUAGAAAUGACCGUGACGCCACCUGUGCGCGCAAAUUGGCCAAUCAGGCCCGACCGAGGUCACAACGAAACACUUUCCGCGGCCUGCUUCUGUAAUUUCUUGGAAGCAGGACAUCGCAUUCCAUUGUAAGCAGUUUACCUGGAAAUACUCAUCAUAGAAUGACGAUUGCCAGUUGUCUUUCGUUCGUUCUGCUGCACAUUUCUGGUUUGUCAGAUAUCAACGAUACGUCGCCAGAGCUACACACGACCAUGUAUUUUUUGCAGCCUUGUCGAAUGAAACAGACAUCUCAUCUCAAAUCAUAUGCAAGCGUAGAAUUCUUCAAAAUUGUCACCGCUCGUGUGGCAUUUAACGCUGCUUCUCGACAGUUCGGAGAUGGCUUACCUCCGAUUGGCUGGUGGUCAAACAUCAUUUGCAUCAUCGCCCCCGCCGCCCUUUCCAUAGUUCUGUGACUCCAACACCGCGCAGGAUGCCACGCCAUGUCACCAGCAAUAGCGACAAUGAAGAGCCACUCGAUGACAAGACAGCCGCUUUGCAGCUUCACUCUAAGCGUACCGAGCGCCAGAAGAAGCAGCAGGCGAAGCGCAACCGCAAGCGCGACGCUAUCAUAAGUCUCACAAAACUCCCCACCGAGCUGCUCAUCGAAACCCUCAUAUAUCUUCGGCCAGGCGAUGUCCUGAGCUUCAGUAGUGCCUGCCGCCGCUUUCGCUCCCUCGUCGACGCCAAUGCGAACGUCAUCGGCAACGCGAUCAUCCAGCAGCGCUACCCGCUCCUUGCGCAAUGCCUCGUUCUACCAAAACUCCUCGCAGACAUCGAGCCUUCAGCACGCCCCUUGCUCCUCAGUGAGAGGCGACAAGAAUUUCUCGGAAUACAGCGCAGACCCUAUCAGCAUUUACAACCGCCGGACAAACACUUCAUAUGCACUUGUCUUUCCUGCAUCCUGGCUUGGAACAAUCUCUGUGUGGUGCUCGACUUUGCGCAUUGGCAGACACACCUUGAUACUGGCGAACCGCUGCCCAUUAUAAAAAGGGGCACAGCACCAGAGUGGAAUAUAACUCUAGUGCGUCGGAAUGCCGACUUCGUGCAGUCCGCCUUGCAGAGUCCUCUUUGGCAUGCACGAAUACUAGAGAUACACCUCGGCAGCACCAUUAGGGCAAUCAGAAGGCAGGGGAAGAACAAAGGCAAUCAACGGAAGCACGUAGACAUGACGGAAGACGAUGCAGCUCGAGGUACUGAUACUUUCUUAUCCAAACCUGGGCCACUCAGCUUGGAGUUUCCCUACCUCCGAGAUGAAUACCACAUGCUGGAGGCAUAUCUGCCAAACAGAUAUUGGAAGAAGUCCGAGGAAAGAUGGAUCUAUGGCACCGCCGUUCACCAUGAUCGCGAUCUCGCCUAUGUGAUUCGAUGUGAAAACAGCAUAGGGAUCAAGUGUUGAGGACUAUCCGUAGCAGCACUUUUAAUUGGUAAAUGUGGUGCCCCUUUGGACACAACUCAUGGUAACGCCUCGUAUCACUAUGUUUGCUCAUUUUUUUCGAUCACUGGCAGUCGUGGUCUUAUCAAUCAACCGUCAUUGUCGAUGGCCCUCUCUAUGUAGAACAAGAUUUCUCCGCACUCUAUUUCGAGCGCGCUCCUUCGCUUUAUAACGUUCGGUUGACCCCCACACAUAGCCGACGCUAGCCACUCACAUUGGAUGCGUUUACC
Molecule: messenger RNA, 1710 nt
Organism: Paraphaeosphaeria sporulosa
Lineage: Eukaryota; Fungi; Ascomycota; Dothideomycetes; Pleosporales; Didymosphaeriaceae
Exons: 1
Coding region: 479-1444 (321 amino acids)
Molecular function (GO): protein binding
Source: RefSeq, a predicted model, not a curated record